This is a messenger RNA of Ectocarpus siliculosus, 3924 nucleotides long. NCBI's taxonomy places the organism in Eukaryota, Phaeophyceae, Ectocarpales, Ectocarpaceae. The record is from the annotation of a GenBank genome assembly.
AUGAAGUACGCAUAUCUACACGUGUCGCUCGCAGCCGUUGCUCUUGCAGCUUUUGCUUCCCUGGAUCGAGCGGGAGCUGUUACAGCACAGGGAGGAGGAGGAGGGGGAGGGUCCAAUUGGUAUCUGCGAGCGCCGGAUGGUUCUUCUCAGGGGCCGUAUGGUCUUUCUCAGCUAGGGGAGUGGUCUAGAGCCGGGUAUGUGUCGGCAGACUCCCAGGUGCAGUGGGGGGCGGGAGGACCCCCGCAGGCGUUGUCCAGCGUGCUCGGGGCUGGUGGCGGCGCCUUCGGCGGAGCGCUAUCGGGGGGGGCGUCAAGCGAGGACGGGGGUGGGGGUGGGGGGGGGGAUGGUCGGCGGGGAGACGAUGACACCUCAGAAGAAGGGGGGUACGACUACAGGGCAGCUGCAUCAUCACAGUUGUGGGGGGAUGACUCCGAGGAAGAGCAGCCUUACCGCCAUACUGGAGGGAGAGGCUCGGCGCGGCCAGGUGGUGGGGCGAGAGACGAGUGGGGGUCCCUCAUGUCCGAGAGAGUCACUGCCGUGGAGGGAGGUCGCUGGUCUGAGAGCGUGUCCGCGGCCAAGGGCACCUUCAAGAAGCUCUUUUCCGUCGGCCGGAAAAGCGACAACCGACGGAAGCGAGUUAACGGUGGCCGCGGUAGCGGCAGGGGCAGAGGUGGCGGCCGCAGCCAGGGAGGGGGCGGGCGGUACCCUCCGGGGGCUCGCGGCCCGGGGCGCGGAGGUAGGGGGUACCCUCAAGGGAGAGGUUCAUCGUACGGAGCCCCCCCGGGAGGCAGUGGAGAUGGAGGCUGGAACAGCGGGGGCAGGGGUUCUGGUUAUGGGCAGGGCGGUGGAGAGUGGGGGGAUGUACAGGGAACGGGCGAGGUGAACCAGGGAGGUUCGUGGCAGACAAACUCCCAAGCCUCUUCGGCCCAGCCGCUGUCGCAGCAGCAGCAGCAGCAGGGCCCGGGCGAAGCUGGUGGAGUAUCACCCCCCGCGCCCCCGCUUGCGACCGCUGCGUACCCCCCCCCGCCGCCCCCGGUCCCCUCCCCCGUCUCCCCGGAGUUGCAAGACGGCGAGGGAGGUGGACAAGGUCAGGGGGUGGCAUGGGACGCGGCUGGGAGCGGUAGUGGUGGUGGUGGUGGUGGCGUUGCACCCCCGUCUUCGAUACCCGAAGAAGUUGCACCGCCGCCCCCGCCGCCAAACCCGUUGCCAGGGCAGAUGCCACCGUCCGCGGAAGGGUAUUCGUCGUCUCCGCUGGGGUCAUCGGGGGCGGCGCAUUCGAGCCCGGCUGCCCCUGCGGCUGGGGCGGCGAUGGGUGGGUUGGAUCCGAGGGAGAUAGAGGCGUUCUACGCGGCGCAGAAGGAGUACGGUGCGGACAGCGGGCCGGCGGCUGGCGAUGCCCAACCACGCAAGAGAAUGGGUUGGGGGCGUCGAGGGAAAGACAUCCCCAAGGAGAACCUGGCCGCCAUGGGGCUCAACUACGGCGAGGCUGAUAGAGAGCCGGUGAGGGAGCGAUCCCCCCGCCGUCGUGGACGUAGCGGCUGGUUCGGGUUCGCGAAGGGGAGCCGCGGCCGGCGUGAGGUGCUGGGCGGCAGGGUGUCGGUGGACUCGAUGAAGCUCAAGUAUGAGGAGGGCUGGAAUGUCGAGGCGGAAGGAGAAGGCGUGUUUGCCGCCGUCAAGAGCGUGGCUGGGCGUUCGAUUUCUCGGAUGACCUCCCCAAGCAAGGCUGUAACCUCCAUGACCCCGGUGGCCGGAGUGAGGUUGCUGGCGAGAGCGGGAGGGGUUUUCCCCCUGUUGCUGUGGUGGGCGUUUUCUGUCAUGAGGGGGGUGCUUCCUGUGGUGAUGUCGUGGCUGGUGUCUAGGUUAAUGCACCGGCUAGCCGAUUUCUCCGCGGGCCGUUACACGUUAUCGACGUCCCACUACCGAGAGUGCCGGUCAGCGUGCUUCAAGCUGCUCGGGCAGCAGGCGGGAGCAGGGCUGUCACUUGGCGUUGCCGCUGGGGUGGUGAGAGGGUGGCUGAGACCGAGGGCGCGGGAGCGAUCAGCCGCUGUGUGCCGCCGUGCAUUGGCGGGCGUGUCUGUGGCGGGAGGUACCGACCGACCACCGCCCUCGGAAUUCCGCGAGCUUAGCCUCGCCCCCUGGAGCUACAUGCAGCAAGUGAUGGAGCUCUCGAGGGGCGUGGCGGGUGUGGCGGCGGUGGUGGCGGUGCUGCAAACGGUGUGGCCGUUUCGUGGACCAGUGACCCUUGGCGGAGGUGCGGCGGUUCUGCUUUUGCUAGAGAGCAUCCGCACGUUGUUGGGGACCGAGGACCCUGGCGCCGCAGAAGUCCGUGGUGGUGGUAGCGAUGUUGCUGAGCCGUCGGGAGGCAUCCACGGCGGUGCUAGUGGCGGUGCAGUCGCUAACGCCGAGGCCGAAGCGCGCGGCCUUAGAAAGGUUUUGCUUUCGAAAAAUUCUGCUGUCCUGGAGGCGGCGGAACACCAGGAGGGUCGAAAAUCACGAAUCAUCACCACCCGCAGCGUUGUCAGGGGGUCCGUGACAUGGCUCGUGAUGUCUGCCUUCGCGGUAUAUGCCCUGGUUUCCGUUGUGGAAGAAGAGUUGGCGUUCCAGUUCGGCACUGCUCGAGUCACCCUGCUCAUCACCCAGGUGUGGCUAGCAUACGCGAGUCUCCAGGGUGCUCUCAGCGGCCUCGGCCAGGUGGCGAGGUUAAGGUCUACCGCAGCAAGGAUGCAGGCGAUCGCCCUGGCAAGGCCUGAAAACGGCGGCGGUGGAAAAGAGACCGGGCUAGGAACGGAGGGGGGCUGGUCUAACGAUGGCCCCGAAGCGGCUGAUGGGCUGAGGCUACAGGGUGUUUCCUUCACGCCCAGCGGCAGAACUCGGCAGGCCCUCUCUUCCGUCGACCUGCAUGCUCCGGCAGGGUCGGUGGUGGCGGUGCUCGGCGGGGCGGGGGCGGGGAAGACGGCGCUUCUCCAGCUUGCGUUGGGGUUGAUGAAGGCGGACAAGGGAGAGGCCAUGUUCCAAGGGCGGCCCCUGCAGGAGUGGGAGACUGGAGCUUAUCGAGAACGGGUCGCCUGGCUCAGCCAGGUAUCCGGCCGUUUCGGCCUAACGGCGGGCGAGAACAUCGGGGCUGGCGACCCGUCAGAGUUUUCUAACCGAGAGCUGUGGGCGAGAGCGGCAGGUCUUAGCGGCGCCAACACCGCGAUAGAGUCCUUGCCGCUGGGGUACGAUACUCUGCUAGAGGAUGGGGGAGGGCCGGCGGCGGCGGCAGCGGGGGGUGGGGGGUCUGGACUGUCUGAAGGGGAAUGGCAGCGGUUGCAGCUGGCGCGUUUCUUGAUGCGAGCCGAUGUAGCCAAGCUGUUGUUGCUCGAUGAACCUUUCAAAGGGGUCAGUCCUUCCGAAGCCUCUAGAAUGCUGGCGGCGCUGGGUGCGCAAGCCCGAGCAACUGGCCAGGUUGUGGUGGUGGCGAGCCAGGAUCUUUCCCUUGGGAGAUGGGCCGACGCCACCGUGUAUUUGGAGGACGGGAGCGUGUCGGAGUCGGGUCGGUGGGAUGACUUGCUGGCAAGCGGUGGCCCCUUUGCGACGGCCGUUCGAGAGCACGACGCCUUCUAACCUAACCUAACCUAACGUAGCCUAAUGUAACCCUUAGGGAGUGUGGAGUUUGACCUAAUCAAAUGCUGUUGUUUUGGUCUUGCCAAACGCUUGGGUGUGGAGUUGUAGAUGAGGGGAGCGCGCUCGGCGGUGUAAUUCGCAAGAGUUAUGGUGGCGGCAAGGGCCUUGUUUGUUUCUUGUUUGGUUCUGCUUGUCCUGCAGCAGCUUGCACGGCUUCACGCAGGCAGCCAUAACGAGUCGUUUGUUGGCAUGCACCGACGGCAGCAUACCUUCGUCUUGGUUGGAGACACAAGAAUACUGGAGGUGUGUGUGGUGCCUGUU